Messenger RNA from Pelecanus crispus (Dalmatian pelican), 765 nucleotides. NCBI's taxonomy places the organism in Eukaryota, Metazoa, Chordata, Aves, Pelecaniformes, Pelecanidae. The record is from RefSeq and is a predicted model, not a curated record.
CUUGUGAGAUUAGCAGGGCUCCUGUUGACAGCGUUGGCUGCUUGGUACUUGGGAUACUUACUCACUGUAUGUCUACCCAAAGAGACAAUAAAAACAUCUAUUGCUAAUCUUCAAGCCAUUGGAAAGAAACCAGUGUUGAAGGCCCCAGUCCCAAAAAGGCAGAAGUGUGAUCACUGGUCCCCCUGCUCACCUGGGAACUACGCCUAUCGGAUUCUUACUGGUGGUGGCAAAGGAAAGCUGGCGAAAAUUUGUUUUGAGGAUGAGCUGCUUACAAGCGAAGAGAAGGGUAAUGUUGGAAGAGGUAUAAACAUUGCCAUUGUGAAUUAUAAAACAGGAAAAGUUACAUCAGCAAAAUAUUUUGACAUGUGGGAAGGAGACCACUCAGGAGACAUGGUGACUUUCAUUAAAAAUGCACCAGAAGGGUCCCUCCUUUUGAUGGCGACUCAUGAUGAUGGAAGUACCCGGUUGAAAGAUGAUGCCAAAAAAUUAAUAGAAGAGCUGGGAAGUAAAGAAAUAUGGAAUAUGAAGUUCAGGUCAAGCUGGGCUUUUAUAGCUGCCAAAGGCUUCAAGAUGCCAGAUAAUAUCCAAAAAGAAAAGAUAAACCACUCUGACAAGAACAACAACAGAUACAGUGGCUGGCCAGCUGAAAUCCAAAUAGAAGGCUGUAUCCCAAGAAACCUGACCUGAACAAAUGCAUACCUCAUUAAUAAAGAUGAUUCUGUAUUUUUAUAUGUAUGACUCCAGUAAAUUGCCUCCAGAACCCAA